UCUUUAGGUUAUAUUAGAAGAGAUGAAGAAUGGUGAGUGUGAUAUAUCAUGUUGUUUCUCUCUUCUCAGGUGUUCACUCGUGGCAGCUGAUGUACGGCUGUGAGCUGAAUGAUGAUGGCACCAAACGAGGAUACUUCCAGUUUGGUUAUGAUGGAGAGGACUUCGUCAGUCUGGAUAAGAGCUCCCUCACCUGGACCGCUGCUAGUCCUCAAGCUGUCAUUACCAAACACAAAUGGGAGGCUAAUAGAGCUAUUGCAGAACAACAGAAAGCAUAUCUGGAGAACACAUGCAUUGAGUGGCUGCAGAAGUAUGUGAGAUAUGGGAAGGACACUCUGGAGAGAAACGUCUCUCCUCAGGUGUCUCUGCUGCAGAAGUCUUCCUCGUCUUCAGUCUCGUGUCAUGCUACAGGUUUUUACCCCAGUGGAGUAACAGUCACCUGGCAGAAAAACGGACAAGAUCAUAUUGAGGAUGUGGAUCUUGGACAACUUAUUCCCAAUGAGGAUGGGACCUUUCAGGUGACGAGCACCAUCACAGUUACACCUGAUGAGCUGAAGAACAACAAGUUCAGCUGUGUGGUGGAGCAUCAGGGUGAAACCAUCAGCAGCAUUCUGACGGAGGACAAGAUCAAAACUAACUACGAUUCUUCAGCUUCUGUCCCCAUCGGCAUCAUUCUUGCUGCUGUUGCUGGUGUCCUCCUGUUGGUUGUCACUGGUGUUGCUGGGUAUAAGGUCUACCAGAAAAAGAAAGGCUUUAAACCUGUCAAUGCAUCUGAUGAUGGUUCAAACAGCUCCGCUCAUUCAGAUCCAAAAGCAUAAAGAUGAGACCAGAUGAGUGCAAGAGAUGAAGUAAAAAUGAUGCUUAUCCUGCUGUCCAUCGUGCUUAUAACACACAAACACACAGGAUCAUAGAUUUCAGUGACAGGAUUGAUCUAUAUUAGGGUUCUACAUUAAUUACAUCUGCAAAGUUUUUGUUUCAUCACAUUUUAUGCUCAUCUUCUGUUUUUCUUUAAUUGUUCGAACUUGUUCAUUUUAAGAUGACAUGUUGAUCUCAGAACUUAAUUGUAAAAUUUAUAUAUUUCUCUUUGGUGACAAAACCAGAGAAAACCAAGAAUGCAAAUAAUUGAUUUGCAAGUUUGAUCAAUUUGCAGGAUGUGUGAUAUCAGUACUGACUGUAAAAAAGAGAAACUUGUGAAUGUGUUUAUAGUCAGUCAGAGUAUAUUAUAGCAGUCACAUGAGAUGAGACUAUUUCUGUGAGAAAUAAAAUAUGAAAUAAAUCAGGGGAAGGCUAACAAGUCAUGGAAAACUUAAAAUAACGCUAACUCUGGAUGAAUUGUGGAAUUGGACUAUUCCAUCAAUGAAAUUAGACAAUAUGUAGGCUUCAUAUUUUAUUUCUUGAAUGGGAUUAUUGGGCUUUUUCUGUUUGUAUACUUUUUUGUUGUUGUUUGUUUUACAUAAUUUAGAUAAGUUGAACUACAGAAUAAUAUUGAUUCUUGUAAUGUUUAAGAUACUGUACUAAUGAACUUUUACAUGAACAUCUGUACAGUACAGUAAACUAUAGAUAUUUUCCUUGAUUUGAGGUUACUAAAUCUAAAUUAAGUUUUUGUAAAUUGGUUGCCUUCAGAACAUUGUAAUCUUAUUUUGAUUCUUUAAAAUUAAAUAAACUUCACAAAAA
Sinocyclocheilus anshuiensis is the source of this 1671-nucleotide messenger RNA. Its product is annotated as patr class I histocompatibility antigen, B-1 alpha chain. The transcript is spliced from 6 exons. The record is from RefSeq and is a predicted model, not a curated record. Gene Ontology annotation, biological process: immune response. NCBI's taxonomy places the organism in Eukaryota, Metazoa, Chordata, Actinopteri, Cypriniformes, Cyprinidae. Gene Ontology annotation, cellular component: external side of plasma membrane. The coding region runs from base 30 to 815 and encodes 261 amino acids.